This is a messenger RNA of Camponotus floridanus (Florida carpenter ant), 1220 nucleotides long. RefSeq lists its product as uncharacterized. Gene Ontology annotation, molecular function: hexosyltransferase activity. The transcript has 5 exons. The record is from RefSeq and is a predicted model, not a curated record. Gene Ontology annotation, biological process: glycosphingolipid biosynthetic process. The coding region runs from base 140 to 1141 and encodes 333 amino acids. Lineage: Eukaryota; Metazoa; Arthropoda; Insecta; Hymenoptera; Formicidae.
UAAUGAAAAAUCAAUGUGUGGAAAUCGAGAAAUAUUGAUGAUAAAUCGCUGAAAGUAACGGAAUAUAAACUUUGACGAAUUUACAGUGUAAUCGGGAAGAUUGCCCAACAGAUAAAGUUAUCUUUGUGACAGGCAAAGUAUGAAGAAACGUCGCGUGUUGUUUAUACUGUCUUCCUUGCUCGGAUUAACGGCCAUCGUUCGUAUAUUUUGGAAAGAACUGUCGAUAGAAUUGACAGCCAUCUCAUCCAAACAGCUUUACUGCUAUUGGAGUAGAUCCAAUGGUAUCGUGGAACUUAAGCAAGGAGAAUGGGAUGAAGAAAUGCUAAUACCAAGCCGAUGCAUAUUCUUUCAUAACACCAAUUGUUCACCGCCUUAUCUCACUCCUCGACAAGCGUGCGCCGUAGAAUCAGCAGCCAAGAACAAUCACAAUUUGAAUGUCUUUGUGCUUUUCUUCGCGACCGACCAGUUGUCUGAAAAAUCCAAAGCAUUCAUCGAUAUUUUGCAGACAUACGACAAUGUAUACAUAAGGAGAGUACAUUUGUCGACAUACGUUAUCGAUACACCAUUAGAGAAUUGGUUUUCGAUAAACGUUCAAGAAUUUUCAGAGAAUCAUGAUUGGCUACGUAAAGAUUUUCACGAUUACAUCCGGAUGUUGACACUAUGGAAAUUCGGCGGUGUGGCGUUAAAUCUGAACAACAUAAUACCGACAUCCUUGGAUGAGUUGAACACUUUCGCAGUUGCGCAAGACAAUCAAAGUGCGGACGUCGAUGUGUUCGGCGUGGACACGAGCACGAAUUUUGGCAUGAACUUUGUCAACACUUCAAUAAAAGUUAUUAAAAAUAUCAAUGUGGAGAAUUAUUCACGAUACAACAUCACAAGAGUAAUAGUUGAAGUUCUGCAAAAACUCUGUUAUGAGCAAUAUGACAGAGAAUGCAAGAAGUUCACGAUUUAUUCACCCGAGAAAUUCUACUCUGUGCUUCCUUAUUCACGGAAUAUGGAUAAAUUGAUGAAAGUGAUGCAAAACGCAAAAAUGAUCUAUUCGUGGACAAAUUAUAGCCGGGAUACUAAAGCGGAUACAAUGGCGACUUACAGAAUAGCUGCUAAAUUGCAUUGCCCGAAGAUAUACGAUUUCGCGCAAUAAUGGCGUUCUUCUGGCGUAUCACAUAUUUCAAUGAUGUUUUACAGUCGUGUAACGAACCGAUUCCGACAAGCUUCGAUCC